Molecule: messenger RNA, 3352 nt
Organism: Rhagoletis pomonella (apple maggot)
Lineage: Eukaryota; Metazoa; Arthropoda; Insecta; Diptera; Tephritidae
Biological process (GO): proteolysis
Molecular function (GO): aspartic-type endopeptidase activity
Source: RefSeq, a predicted model, not a curated record
AACCUUUGUUUUCUCUUGUUUCCUCUUGUAAAACAAAUUUUGGCGAUUCACUUGUCUCCGCAAAUUCCGUUGUUUGAUUUCUCGGUCGCGUAUCCACACCAAUUGUUUUAUAAUGCCUCUCGAAAGAAGCCCAAAAAAGAACUCCUUAGAUGCCGAAUUUUCUACGCAAACUGAUGCACAAAAGACUCCGGAGAUAGAUAUUCACUCGGAAAACCAAGGGGCAGUUCCAAAAAAGAUAACACGGAGUGUAACGGCGUCACGUAACCAAAAGGAACGCGAAUAUGACCCAUCUAUGAGCAUUUUCAUAUUUGAGGCUGACAAUUUGGUACAUUUCUGUACCAAAUUUUCUUCACUCCCCAUAGAUGAACUAACGGUGCCCUUGCUGAAAUCUUACCGGGAAGACAUAGACGAAUACUAUGCGGAAGUCAAGCGAGCAUAUCGGAAUGUAUCGUUGGCUGAAGAUGGCGAACUACCCCCAACGUUCAAAUUAGUAGCCAGGAAUAAAAUGGAGCUGUGCCAGGAUCGGGCACACAACGUCAAGGCCCAAAUUUCGGAUCUUAUGGACGUGCAGAUGGCCCAAAUGUGCGAAACGUCUCGUCUAGCAGAGAAACCCCCUUUUCCGGUAAAGGAGCAGGAAAAUACCUUUAUGUGCCUGAAUGUCCCACCCUGUGACACCGAAACUUUCUCCGGAGGUUACGAAGAGUGGCCAUCCUUCCGUGACAUGUUCACGGCAGUUUAUAUUAAUCACCCCAAACUUACCCCUGCCCAAAAAUUGUAUCAUCUCCGAUACAAAACAACCGGAAAAGCCGGAGCCCUGGUUAAACAAUACGGUCUUUGCGGUGAAAACUUUACGCUUGCAUGGAAUGCUCUCAAGUCCCGAUAUGAAAACAAAAGAAUCCUGGUCGACAAGCAGAUUAAAACUCUUCUUACUCUAUCCCAAGUACAUUUUGAAAACAGCGAAGCAUUACAGACACUUCAAAAUUCCAUUAACAAUUCUCUGUCUGUCUUAAAUUCUCAAGGCGUCCCGACAGAGAAUUGGGACCCAAUCCUGGUAUACAUAUGCUCGUCGAAGCUACCCCAAGAAACGUUAUCUUUGUGGGAACAGUCCCUAAGUUCUCGCAAAGACCUCCCAACCUGGGAGCAAAUGAACGAGUUUCUUACAAAACGAUAUGAGGUAGUAGAGCGGCUUCACGGCAUGAAACAUAUCAAGCCCGGGUUUGUUCAGAAUCGAAGUCAUAACAGAACUCAAAACUUCUAUGUUGAAAGCAACACGACGAACCCUUGUCCUAUGUGCGAGGGAAAUCAUCCCCUUAGAUUUUGCUUCGAAUUCAAGAAGUUGUCUGUGCGUGAUAAAUAUAAGGUGGUCCGAGAAAAUCAGCUGUGCGAAAACUGCUUCUCAUUCUCCCACUUAAGAAGUGACUGCUCAAGUCAAAAUACGUGCGCAGUUUGUCAUAGAAACCAUCAUUCGUUACUCCAUGUGACCACUCACAAUGAUCAAAGCCAACAGGAGAAAAACGUAUCGCAGGCAUCCAACCGCCAAACACUAAGGCGAUCCAGGAAACCUCAAAACCCGAAGGAAACACGAAAUCCGACAGCUCAAGGAAACCAUAACACAUCACAAACACCCACAAACGCGACUGACAAUUCUCAGUCACCCGCCAAUACAUACAGUCCACAGGUGCAAUCCAUGCACACAGUAAACGAAGGAAAAACUCUACUUCCAACAGCUCUCGUCUUAAUAGAGAAUUUCGGAGUACUGCAUAAGGUUCGAGCUCUCAUCGACCAAGGUUCUCAAAAAACUUUCAUCACCUCGAAAGUGCAAAAUCGUCUAAGGCUCCCCACCCGAAAGGCUCAAUACGAAAUUUCCGGAAUGGGUGGAAAAUUAAUUCAAAAUUCCAGCCAUAUUUGUUCCGUGAAGUUAGUUUCGCCGAAAAACAGAAAGUCGAUUGAUACCCAAGCAAUCGUCCUUCCACAAUUGACUAGACUUCUUCCUACCUUCACUAUUGAAAAACCCGAUUGGAAUCAAUUCGCCAUGUUGGACUUGGCAGACCCCAACUGUUUCCAACAAGCCCAAAUCGAUAUGAUUAUCGGCAGUGAUCUGAUCCCUCAGAUCAUGCUCAGUGGUAUACAUCGCAACAUAUGUGGAGGCCUGCUCGCGCAAAAUACCAUAUUUGGAUGGAUCAUAAGUGGACCCAUCACUUAUGAAGUGUCAGUGUUCUCGACACAAGUGGAAGAAGUUUCUAACGAACUCCUUAGUACACAACUAAGACAGUUCUGGGAGCAAGAAGAACUGUACCACCCUGUACCGAUUUCAGAAGAGGAUAUAGCAUGCGAGGACUACUACCAAAGGACCACAUAUCGUGAGCCAGACGGCAGAUACGUGGUGAGACUCCCCUUCAAAUCAAGUUUCCCAAACUUGCAUGCAUUAGGCCAAUCCCGUAGCUAUGCCUACAGCCAGUUGAUCAGUAUGGAGAAAAAUCUCGCCCGAAAAGGCAAUCUCAAAGCCAUUUACGACGAGAUCUUAGAAGAAUAUCUUACGAUGGAUCACAUGGAACCAACCAGCUCACAAGAAAUCGCCUCAGAUAGCAAAUAUUUCUCAUUUUAUUUGCCACAUCAUGCUGUAGUCAGACCUGACAAAACAACUACAAAGGUGCGCGUUGUUUUUAACGGCUCUAGGAAUACUAGCUCUGGGUAUUCCCUCAACGAUGUCCUGCACGUUGGUCCCGCUCUUCAACCCGAUCUAAUGGCCCUGAUAUUACGGUGGCGAUUAUAUCAAUUCGUUUAUAAUGGGGAUAUAGAGAAGAUGUACCGACAAAUCCGUGUUCAUCAAGAUGACCAAGAGUUCCAGCGAAUUCUCUUUCGCAGACCGCAUAACUCAGAAGUUCAAGACUUCAGGCUGAAAACGGUUACAUUCGGAGUAAACUGCGCUCCAUUUCUAGCCAUUAGAACCCUUCAACAAUUGGCUAAGGAUUCACGCAACAGGUUCCCACUCGCUGAACAAGUGCUUCUGCGAGACACUUAUGUAGACGAUAUUUUAUCAGGCAGCCAUACAAUUCCAGAUGCUGUGAAUAAAUUAUCAGAAGUUAUAAAGACACUCGCUAGUGCUGGAUUCCCACUCCGCAAGAUAACGGCCAACAACCCAAAGAUUCUGGAAAAAAUCCCGAAGUCAGAUCUCCUUGAUUCCGACUUUCUAAAAUUUGAGAGUACCAGUAGUACAAAAACACUAGGUAUGAGAUGGAACGCUCUUUCAGAUACCUUUUCCUAUUCAGUUGCUCCCAUUAAUGCUACAAAGACUGCCACGAAGCGGCAAAUCUCAUCAACAAUCGCAAAACUGUUUGACCCGGCAGGAUGG